Sordaria macrospora k-hell is the source of this 723-nucleotide messenger RNA. RefSeq lists its product as uncharacterized. The record is from RefSeq and is a predicted model, not a curated record. Lineage: Eukaryota; Fungi; Ascomycota; Sordariomycetes; Sordariales; Sordariaceae.
AUGAUUGCCACCAAAGUCCUCCUUCUCGUCGGCAUGGCCUUCAGCGCCACGAUUGUCGCCGCCAACCCCGUCACCAAGACCUGCGCCAACGUCAAGUGUCCCGUCCGGUGCGAGAUGAUCAAAGGCAACCCUACCUGCGUGGGUGGCCGGCCUCAUAGACCCGAGACCGCCGAGGCCGUGUCUGAGUCUCCUUGUGACUCCGUCCGCUGCAACUACCGCUGCGAAGUCAUCAACAACCAAGCCGUCUGCGUCGGCCCUCCUUCUGAAGAUCUUGCCGCCGACAACACCUCCGUGAAAGGUGAAAAGUGCGGCGUCGCCACCUGUGGCCUAGGGGAAUCCUGCUGCAACGAAUCCUGCGGCGUCUGCGUUCCGCUCGGCGGUUCAUGCGCCCAAGUCAUCUGCGAGCCGGCCGGCAAGCAAUGCGGCCCCAGUGUAUGCUCAGGCGACACACCUCACUGCUGCAAUGAGAGCUGUGGAAUCUGUACCGCUCCGGAUGGAUUCUGCACGCAGCAGCUUUGCAACCGCGGGUUCACUCCCAGUGAGAGCAAGAGGAAUGCGGAGGCUGAUAAGAUCAAGCUGGAAACCCAAAAGUGCGGAAAGGCAAUUUGCCCCGAGGGUAUGAGCUGCUGCAAUUCUAGCUGUGGUAUCUGUGUGAAGCCGGGAGGUGCGUGCACGCAGCAGUUUUGCCAGAGCGCUGACGUCGUGGGUGUUGAGGUAGCCUAA